AGGACAUCUGUCGCCGUCAGAGACGGAUGGAGAUAUGCUUGGCUAUGACCUGUACAGCAGUGCACUGGCAGACAUCCUGAGCGAACCAACUAUGCAACCUCCUAUUUGUGUUGGACUUUAUGCACAAUGGGGAAGUGGAAAAUCUUUCCUUUUGAAAAAGCUUGAAGAUGAAAUGAAGACAUUUGCUGGUCAGCAAGUGGAACCUCUCUUCCAGUUUUCUUGGUUGGUGGUGUUCAUUACACUGUUAAUAUGUGGAGGAACAGGAGUACUCCUUGGCUUCGCAGUUGAUCUGAAGCUUGGCAUAGCAGUUGGACUGAGUUUACUGGCACUUAUUUACAUCUUCUUUGCAAUUGUUUACUUUGGUGGUCGACAAGAGGGAGAAAAUUGGAAUUGGGCUUGGGUAUUGAGUACUAAACUUGCUCGGCAAAUCGGCUAUCUGGAGCUGUUGCUUAAAUUGAUGUUUGUGAACCCACCAGAACUACCAGAACAGACCUCCAGAGCCUUGCCCGUCAGAUUUCUUUUCACAGACUACAACAGGCUGUCAAGUGUUGGUGGAGAAACAUCCAUGGCUGAGAUGAUUGCAACCCUUUCUGAUGCUUGUGAAAGAGAGUUUGGUUUCUUGGCAACAAGACUUUUUAGAGUAUUUAAGACUGAUGAUACACAAGGUAAAAAAGGAGUGAAGAAAUGGAAAAAGACCUGCUGUAUCCCUUCAUUUGUUAUCUUUAUUUUUAUCUUGUGUUGCUUUGUGGCUGGCGUCUUGCUGCUGGCCAUCUUCAAGGCAGAUAAGGAACACCUGACUGUAAAUGCCAUCCUAAUAUCUAUUGCCAGUAUCAUUGGUCUUGCACUGGUUCUUAACUGCCACACCUGGUGGCAGGUGUUAGAUUCUGUCCUUCACUCUCAGAGAAAGCGUGUUUUACUAGCAGCUUCAAAACUUCAUAAGCUAAAGCCUGAAGGAUUUAUGAAAGUCCUAAAGAAUGAAGUGGAACUCAUGGCUCAGAUGACCAAGUCUAUUGAUGGCUUUACUCAGAAUCAGACGCGACUUGUGGUUGUUAUUGAUGGAUUGGAUGCAUGUGAACAAGAUAAAGUCCUGCAGAUGCUAGACACAGUACGGGUUCUGUUUUCAAAAGGACCCUUUAUUGCCAUUUUUGCCAGUGAUCCACAUAUCAUCAUAAAGGCUAUCAAUCAAAAUCUGAACAGUGUUUUAAGAGACUCUAAUAUAAAUGGACAUGACUAUAUGAGGAAUAUAGUCCAUCUGCCAGUUUAUCUUAACAGUCGUGGGCUUAGUAGUACAAAGAAGGUCUUUGCAGCAGUGCCAUCUAAUGGAGAUGUAGGAAACUCGGAUUGUACAAGUUGGCAUGAAGAUAACGAUCGAAAACUUUCACAACACAGCUUGGGAGAAUUGACCAAACUCGGCAGUAAAACAGCCCUCAAUAGAAGGGAUACAUAUCGUCGUCGACAAAUGCAGCGGCAAGUUACACGGCAAAUGUCUUUUGAUCUGACCAAACUUCUGGUUACUGAAGAUUGGUUUAGUGACAUUAGUCCUCAGACUAUGAGGCGAUUGCUCAACAUUGUUUCUGUGACCGGGCGUUUGCUAAGGGCUAACCAAAUUUGUUUCAAUUGGGAUCGGCUUGCCUCUUGGAUAAACCUCACAGAACAAUGGCCAUACAGGACCUCUUGGCUCAUUCUAUAUCUGGAAGAAACUGACAAUGUUCCAGAUCAUCUCACCCUGAAAAAUACCUAUGAAAGAAUUUCCAAAAACAUACCAACUACCAAAGAUGUGGAGCCUCUUCUAGAAAUUGACAGUGAUAUUCGCAGCUUUGAAAUUUUCCUAUCUUCAAGAAUGCCCAUUCUUUCAGCUCGUGACGUAAAAAUAUUUCUACCAUGCACAGUGAAUCUGGAUCCUAAACUGCGUGAGAUUAUUGCAGAUAUCCGAGCAGCUAGGGAGCAGAUGUCCACUGUAAAUAUCACCGGGAUUCCUUAUCCUGCACUACCCUUUCAGGAAGCUCCACCUCGGGCUGUGUCUGUGUUCAGCCAGGCACCGUCUGUCUGCUCCUCCUCAGCUUCUUUCAAUGGUAAUGUAGUAUCACCACAACAUCCCAGCAGCUAUUAUAGUGGCAUGGUUGGACAGCAGCAUCCAUUUUAUAAUCGGCCAUAUUUUGCCCCUCCUAUUUGUUACGUGCCAAGACAAUACUUUGGUAGUUUGCAGCAUCCCGUCUCGCGUUCAUCAACUAAAACCAGUUUGUCAAGAGAACAGAACAGUAAUCUAGUGGGCAAUUCCAUUGCAUCAGCUUACACUGCUGCUCCACUCAGUUCAAUGAAUGUGGAUGCUAUUUGUGAAAAACUUAAACAGUUGGAAGGAAUUGACCAAACCAUGGUGUUUCAGUACAUUUCCACUAUCAGAAAGGCAAACAUUAAUGGGAGGGUAUUAAUUCAAUGCAAUCUGGAUGAAUUGAAGAAAGAAUUAAACAUGAAUUUUGGUGACUGGCAACUUUUUAGGAACAUGGUGUUUGAGAUGCGCCACUUGGAUGCACAAGUACUUCAAGAAGAAAUGAGAGCUGCUGGAGAAAAUGCACCAGCACAAAAUUCUGCUCUUCACGUAGCAAAUAGUGAUUAUGCUGGAAACUCUGAACUUCCUGGACAUUCCUCAAAGGAAACCUUCAGCCUAACUUUCAGCUUUGAGGAACUGAGAGCUGUUGAUGUUGAAGAACCAGCACGACAUAGCACUUCUAGUUGGCAGUUAAAUCAUCAAAGAACACCAAGUGCUUCAAGUAUCAACUCUCUGGAAUCUUCCAAUGAUCUUUCCAGACUCACAGACAAGCAGCAGGCUGAAUACAGGGAUGCCUAUAAAGAAUAUAUUGCACAGAUGGCUCAGUUAGAUGAUCCAUCCAUCUCCACAACUGCCAACACUGACAAGUCUAAUCUGUCUGCGCCCUACAAUUCUGGUCAGCUUUUUAUGGGGAAGGGCAUUUCAGGAACUCCCUUUCAAACCACAUUGGAGCAAGACGCUGAGCAGAAGCAAUAUGAUGAUAAGAAAUCUUUUGUGGUAAAGAGAGAUAAUAUUCCACGUGGAGGCAAGUCUUCUAUGAGUGACCUUGGCGAUUAUACAUCAUCCACUGUUUCUACAUCUGAUGCAUCACCGUUAGAUCCCAUCACUGAAGAAGAUGAAAAACCAGACCCUUCGACAUCAAAACUUCUGUCUCGGAAGAAAUCUUCAGACAAGGGGAAUAUCUUCCAAGGUGCAGAUUUAACACUGAAAGGCUUGCAUUAUCAGAAACUACCCAGUGAUGAAGAUGAAUCUGGUCAAGAAGAAGCUGAUUAUAACCGACUUCUUAAAGGUGGGAAGAUAGGAGGGAAAAAUGAAAAACAAACCAAUUCAACUGAAAAUGGAAAUGAAGCUGUUCGAUCCCUCAUUAAAUCGAAGGAAUAUCUUUCUGAUGCCAUGCUUGAUAAAAAAGAUUCAUCAGACUCUGGCGUCAGAUCCAGUGAAAGUUCGCCAAACCACUCCCUCCGUGAUGAAACUGAAGACAGUCAGUUGGAGAAGACUAACUUGAUAGAGUUGGAAGAUGAUCAGUCCAGAGAUAAAAGAGGUAUACCUAACAGUUUAAGUGGCCUUCAAGACUCGAGUGUUGCCCGUAUGUCAAUAUGCUCUGAAGAUAAGAAGAGCCCUACUGGUUCCACCUCUGAAUGCAGCCUGUUGGCCAGUAGUCCAGAGGAAAAUUGGCCUGUCACUCACAAAAUGUUUAAUGUAACCAACAUCAACAGAACAGCAAGCACAGAGACGCUGAAUAACAACAGCAAUCCUUCUACCAGGCUGCAGAAUACAGAUGAAAAUGGGAGCAAAGAAUUCCGAGAAACUGCCGGUGAUCCUGAGCAUUUGGCAAAGAAUGCACCUCGAGUUGUCCAUGCAACAGUAGGCUCAGCUGUGGGCAAGUCACCAGUCCAGAAUGAUACAUAUGCAGCUUCAUUCAAGAAUGACAACCUACGAGGUUUAGGUAUUAAACGGGGCCUUGCAUCUAAAGCUCAAUCAAAUUUUGUCAAGCACACAAAAGGUACCGCUUCUGAGCUGCAUGCAGUUGGUCCCAGUGAUUCAUAUGGGGAAGAGCGGGAAAGCAUCCUGUGAAGAAAAAAAUAAGUAAUUUCUUGAAGAUUUGUUUGAUAAAUGGUAUAUCCAAGACACAUUGCGUUCUUAGAAAUUCUUCACUUGGCUAUCUUCAUGAUAUCACACCUUUUUUGUGGUUUGUUUUACUAGCAUUUACAUCAAGUAUUAGAUUAAUUCUAUCAAGACGGUGUUAUAUGUAUAAGUAAUAUAUGACAGUGAUAUUAUUUAAUGUUUUUUGUAUCAUAUACCAUUGUGAUUGUGAGCUAACAUACCUUGUGUUUGUAAUUUUAGUAUUUGUCACCCUGCAAGUACUAACUGUAAAUGUGGUCAGUAUUAAGUGCACUGUGUAUUUGUUCAAAUAUUAAAUAUGAAUAUUAGCUUUACUGUUGUAAGUAUUCAUUUGUUAUGAUAGUGGUGUUUAUGUGGAUUCUCUGAUUUUAAUUGUGUAUGUCACAGUUGAACAGUGCCUGGGACUUGUGCUUUUGAUACAUAAUCUGUUAUUGUUGUUAAACAAAUAUUCUUUGACUUUUUCCAAUGUGUUUGUUAGCUUGGCUGCUAAUAUUGUUUAAUGUCAAAAUAUCUUAAUAUAUGGCUUUGUAAUUGUUAUCAGUAAUUGUGAAAAAGCUGAUGUUUUGUGUAACUACUGUUGAAAUAAAUAGCUGUGGUAAUAUGUCUUGUUAUUCCAAUAAACCUAAAUAAUGUCAAAAGU
This is a messenger RNA of Rhincodon typus (whale shark), 4808 nucleotides long. Its product is annotated as kinase D-interacting substrate of 220 kDa. Lineage: Eukaryota; Metazoa; Chordata; Chondrichthyes; Orectolobiformes; Rhincodontidae. The coding region runs from base 35 to 4120 and encodes 1361 amino acids. The transcript has 17 exons. The record is from RefSeq and is a predicted model, not a curated record.